Papilio xuthus (Asian swallowtail) is the source of this 3364-nucleotide messenger RNA. Its product is annotated as lysosomal alpha-mannosidase. NCBI's taxonomy places the organism in Eukaryota, Metazoa, Arthropoda, Insecta, Lepidoptera, Papilionidae. Gene Ontology annotation, cellular component: lysosome. The transcript has 16 exons. Bases 107 to 3364 code for a protein of 1085 amino acids. Gene Ontology annotation, molecular function: alpha-mannosidase activity; carbohydrate binding. Gene Ontology annotation, biological process: mannose metabolic process. The record is from RefSeq and is a predicted model, not a curated record.
UGUCUCGGAGUUCGGUUGACUUACGUCAAAUAGAGCUUUGAUUUUGUAAAUAUAAAUAAUUCGUUUCGUUAAUAUUUUUUUGUUUAGUAAAUGUACGUUGGUAGACAUGUGGUUUAUUUUACUGCUUUUGUCAGCGACCGCAGUACUAUCAAGUCCUGUUCCUGACUCUUCAGGGACUCAGGAAAGAUGUGGAUAUGACAGUUGUACAGAAGCGGAUGCUAGUGUGCUGAAUAUACAUAUAGUUGCACACACACACGACGAUGUCGGCUGGCUAAAAACUGUCGAUCAAUAUUAUUAUGGAAGUCGUAAUAAUAUACAGAAAGCUGGUGUCCAGUAUAUCUUGGACUCUGUCGUAAAGGAGCUAUGGGAAGACCCGAAACGAAGGUUUAUAUACGUAGAGACAGCAUUCUUUUGGAUGUGGUGGACGAGACAGACGGAGACAGUACGAGAUAAGGUUCGUACGUUAGUUAGAGAAGGACGGCUGCAGAUGGUGGGCGGGGCUUGGAGUAUGAACGAUGAGGCAGCUUCUCAUUACCAAAGUACUAUUGAUCAGUUUACUUAUGGACUUAGUAAAUUGAACCAAACAUUUGGUGCUUGUGGACGUCCUCAUGUUGGCUGGCAAAUAGAUCCAUUUGGUCACUCCAGAGAAUUCGCAUCUCUUUUAGCAGCUAUGGGAUACGAUGGUCUCUUCUUAGGCAGGAUAGAUUACCAGGAUAAGAGACAGAGGUUAUUGGGGAAGAAGAUGGAAAUGGUAUGGAGAGGAGAUGAUAGUUUGGGUAAAUCUUCAGAUAUAUUUACUGGUGUAUUAUAUAACACAUAUUCACCUCCUCCUGGAUUUUGUUUCGAUGUUUUGUGCAACGAUGAACCAAUUAUAGAUGACCCCAGCUCACCAAUGUACAAUGUGGAUCAAAAGGUGGACAAAUUUCUUGCAAUAUGUCAGAAUAUAUCAUCUGGUUAUAACACAAAAAAUAUCAUUGUGACAAUGGGUGAAGAUUUUCACUAUCAAGACGCAAUUAUGUGGUUCAGAAAUCUAGAUAAAUUAAUACAACAUACAAAUCUUAAGUCUGCUAAGGAAGGACUCGGUAUAAAGGCUUUCUACUCAACACCUGAUUGCUAUUUGAAAGCUGUUAGGAAUGCUUUUCCCAGUCUACCAACAAAACAGGAUGAUUUCUUUCCGUACGCGAGUGACCCUACUGCUUAUUGGACGGGAUAUUUCACUUCUAGACCCACAACUAAAUACUUUGAAAGGGAAUCUAACGCAUUUUUACAGAUGGUCAAAAACCUUCAAGUGAUGUUAAAUCUUCCUAAACACAAUCAAUUCGUUAUUGACGAACUGAAAAGUGCCAUGGGUGUGAUGCAGCAUCACGAUGCCAUCACCGGCACAGAGAAGCAACACGUGGCUCACGAUUAUGAGAGAAUAUUGAACAAUGCUCUUGAAGACGUCAUGAUUGUACCUAACCAGGCUUACAAUAAAGUUUUGAAAGCGAAAGGUUAUGAAGGACCAGAAUUGGAGUACAAAAGAUGUCGUCUCAAUGAAUCUUCAUGCAGCAUCUCUGAACGGAAAAAAGCUUUUACUGUGACAAUAUUCAAUCCUUUAGCUUGGUCUGUAACAGAACCGAUAAGGAUACCUGUUGUUGAUGGCAGUUAUACUAUUAAAGGACCAAAUGCUAAAGAAAUUCAAUAUCAAAUAUUAGAUAUACCUGAAUCAGUCAAAAAUAUACCAACAAGACAAUCUUUAGCGACACACGAAUUAAUAUUCAUAGUUAAAUUAAAACCAUUGAGUUUCCAAUCAUAUCAUGUAACUAAAAACGAAAAAACCAAAAGAAACAUAAAAACACAGAAGGAAAGAAAAAAUGACUUUUAUACGAAUUUAAAUGAUUAUUGGACGAAUUUGAAAACUCCUAUCGAUAUAAAAAAUCUAGAAGACAAAGAAAAUAGACGAAUACAAGAUACAAUUUGUAAUGAAAAUCUAGAAAUUAAAGAUAGAAAUCUAGAUUUUGAUGUACUAAAAAGUUCUAAUGAUGGUGUUAGUGAAGAUAUAUUAAAAUUGGAGCAGAUAAUAAGAGAUGCAAAGAGAAAUACGGAGAAAGAACAGAAGAAUUUGGCGAAGAAAUUAAACUAUCCGAGUUUAAAUGAAGAAGAGAUGCGUAUGUUGUCUGAUGAACCGACUGUUGUCAAUAUGUUUGAAGAUAAAUAUAUUGAAAAUCAGGCAAUGAAACUACGUUUAGACAACAAUCUAGACAUAAUAACACUUUUAGAAAAUAAAAAAUCAUUAAACUUCGCUAUAAAAUUAUAUUACUGGUCGGCAUGUUUCGGCGACAAUACGAACACAACCGAACGAUCUUCCGGUGCUUAUAUUUUCCGUCCAAAUAUAACAAAACCUAUAGAAUUAUCUAUAUUACAUUCAGAAAUAAAACACGGACCACUCGUUUCGGAACUUAGAACUAUUUACGAGGGAAAUGUAACAUCAAACACACGUUUAUAUACAGAUAUAGAUUUUAUCGAAGUAGAUUUUACUGUUGGCCCAAUACCGAUAGACGAUAACAUUGGAAAAGAAUAUAUAAUAAAAUAUAUAACAGAUAUAAACAAUAAUGGUAUAUUUUACACUGAUUCUAACGGUAGACAAAUGUUAAAAAGGAAAUUAAAUGAAAGACCACAAUUUAAUUUGACAUUAGCCGAACCAAUCGCGGGAAAUUACUAUCCUGUUACCAACAAAAUAUAUAUAGAAGACAGUGACAAUCGCCUGUCAGUGCUGACAGAUAGAUCACAAGGUGGCAGUUCUUUAAAUAAUGGGGAAAUAGAAAUUAUGCUGCAUAGAAGAUUGUUACAUGACGAUGCAUUUGGUGUUGGCGAAGCUUUGAAUGAGGUUUUAAAUAACAAAGGUUUAGCUGUUAGAGGUACACAAAGAAUAUUAACGAAGAAAUCAGAUUUAUUAGAAAGAAAACGCGUUUUAGAAUUUCAUUGUAAACCGAUAAUUUUAUUCGCCGAUGCGGAAAAUUUAAAUUUGUCAAAUGACCAUAGAUUUGUCGGUUUAUACUCUGUGCCAGAUGGCGUGCAUUUAUUAUCUAUAGAACCUUGGGGUGAUACGUCAUUGUUGUUAAGAAUUGAAAAUUAUUUGGAGAAAUCGAUAAAUUCAACGAUAGAAGUAAAUUUGAGUGAUUUGUUUAAUUUUAUUAAGAUAAAUACGUUUAAAGAGACGACUUUAGCAGCGAAUCAAUGGAUGGAUGAAUAUGAAAAAUUAAAUUGGACAACUGAUAAUGAAUCUUUUAAUGAAUCAAAUGAAUUUAAUAAUGAUGAUGGUUUUAAAGUGAAAAUAAAAGCCAAACAAAUUCGUACAUUUAUUAUUGAAUAUGAAUAUGUAUAG